CGCAAGAAAGAUGGUAAAAUGCAUUAUGAAUGUAAUGUGUGCUACAAAACGUUUGGACAGCUCUCUAAUUUGAAAGUGCAUUUAAGAACCCAUACUGGAGAGCGACCUUUUGUUUGCCAGACUUGUGGUAAAGGAUUCACCCAAUUAGCUCAUCUUCAGAAACAUAACUUAGUUCAUACAGGAGAGAAACCUCAUGAAUGUAUGGUUUGUUACAAACGCUUUAGUUCAACAAGUAACUUAAAGACACAUAUGAGAUUACAUAGUGGAGAGAAACCUUUUCACUGUAAACUUUGUCCAGCUAAAUUUACUCAGUUUGUUCAUUUAAAACUUCAUCGUAGACUACAUACAAAUGAAAGACCUUAUGAAUGUCCACAAUGUAAUCGUAAAUAUAUUAGUGCUAGUGGUCUGAAAACUCAUUGGAAGACUGGAAAU
Lottia gigantea (owl limpet) is the source of this 432-nucleotide messenger RNA. RefSeq lists its product as hypothetical. Gene Ontology annotation, biological process: cell fate commitment; regulation of transcription by RNA polymerase II. The record is from RefSeq and is a predicted model, not a curated record. The annotation marks the transcript as partial. The transcript is spliced from 2 exons. Gene Ontology annotation, cellular component: cytoplasm; nucleus. NCBI's taxonomy places the organism in Eukaryota, Metazoa, Mollusca, Gastropoda, Lottiidae. Gene Ontology annotation, molecular function: DNA-binding transcription factor activity; histone deacetylase binding; RNA polymerase II cis-regulatory region sequence-specific DNA binding.